Messenger RNA from Talaromyces amestolkiae, 1233 nucleotides. RefSeq lists its product as uncharacterized. The transcript is spliced from 5 exons. Gene Ontology annotation, biological process: nucleosome assembly. Gene Ontology annotation, molecular function: histone binding; chromatin binding. The record is from RefSeq and is a predicted model, not a curated record. Bases 1 to 1233 code for a protein of 410 amino acids. Gene Ontology annotation, cellular component: chromatin; nucleus. NCBI's taxonomy places the organism in Eukaryota, Fungi, Ascomycota, Eurotiomycetes, Eurotiales, Trichocomaceae.
AUGUCAGAGCCUAUCAGAAAUAAAAAGGCUGAUUUCCCAGUCGCCCCAACCCCACAGAAUACACCUGCUACCAAUGCCCCCAUCUCUUCUCAUGCUCAGCAGCCAGGUGUAGCCAGCAUCUCAGAGGAAAAUCUUGAUGCCGCCGCUGCCGCAAGCUUAUUCGCAAAGAACCCAGCUCUGGUCUCAAUGAUCCAAGGCCGUCUGGGCUCUCUCAUCGGACGCUCAUCAGGCUACAUCGAAUCACUGCCCUUGCCCGUCCGCCGUCGUGUCGCCGGUCUCAAGGGUAUCCAAAAGGACCACGCCAAGCUCGAGGCCGAGUUUCAGGAGGAAGUACUACAGUUGGAAAAGAAAUAUCUUCAAAAAUUCACACCGUUAUAUCAGAGACGUUUCGAGAUUGUGAAUGGUGCUGUCGAACCUACAGAAGAUGAGAUCGAAGCUGGUGAGGCUGAGCUGGCUGAUGACGACGAGGAAUCCAAGAAGGAGACCGAGGAGAAGACCGAGGCUUCGGCCGAGGAAGCCAAUGUGUCCGGUAUCCCAGAGUUCUGGCUUUCCGCCAUGAAAAAUCAAGUUUCCCUUGUUGAGAUGAUCACUGAGCGCGAUGAGGAAGCCCUUAAACAUCUCACUGACAUUCGCAUGGAAUACCUUGACCGACCCGGAUUCCGUCUUAUUUUCGAGUUCUCUGAAAAUGAAUUCUUCACCAAUAAAACAAUCUCCAAGACAUACUACUACCAAGAGGAGAGCGGAUACGGCGGCGACUUCAUCUACGACCACGCCGAGGGCGAUAAGAUCGACUGGAAAGCAGACAAGAACCUUACUGUUCGUGUGGAGAGCAAAAAGCAGCGAAACAGAAGCACAAAACAGACUCGUGUCGUCAAGGUCACAGUGCCUACCGAGUCCUUCUUCAACUUUUUCUCUCCACCUAAACCUCCCGUCGAGGAAGAUGAUGCCACCAGUGAUAUCGAGGAACGACUAGAGCUCGACUACCAGCUUGGUGAAGAUAUUAAGGAGAAGCUGAUUCCACGUGCUAUUGACUGGUUCACCGGUGAAGCUCUUCAAUUUGAGGAGCUCGGAGAAGAAAUGGAAGAUGACGAAGAGUUUGAUUUCGACGACGAGGACGAUGAAGACGAUGACGAUGAUGAGGAGAGGCGAUCUGACAACGGUGACGAGGAAUCCGACGAAGAGGAUGGAACCUCGAAGCCCAAAAAGGAACAGGCAGAGUGCAAGACGAGCUGA